This is a messenger RNA of Panonychus citri (citrus red mite), 1268 nucleotides long. Its product is annotated as lysosomal-associated transmembrane protein 4A-like. The transcript is spliced from 4 exons. The record is from RefSeq and is a predicted model, not a curated record. The coding region runs from base 171 to 908 and encodes 245 amino acids. Lineage: Eukaryota; Metazoa; Arthropoda; Arachnida; Trombidiformes; Tetranychidae. Gene Ontology annotation, cellular component: lysosomal membrane.
GCUGUUCACUUAAUCGGCUAAUCGUUCACUUUGUUGUUUUCUAUUUGUUGUUUAUUCUCAUUGCUGUGAAUAACAAUUUGGUUAUUAUUUCCAAUAUUCCAGGAAUUCAGUUAAUCUGAAUGUUUUAAAUUAUUUUUUUUCUCUCUCUGUUUUUUCUCUCUCUCAAAAAGAUGAAUCGUGAUCAUCGUAACAAUGAAGAAAGAUACUCUCAUUUCGCAUUUCUUCAUGUAAAACCAGCAUCAUUGUUCAUUGGUGGUUAUUUUUUUACAACAUCUGUACUUAAACUAAUUAAGCUCUCAUCUGGAUAUAAUAUUCGACCUGAAGAUGACAUGCGAAGGUUUAUGGCUGUCAACCGACCAACUUCUACUCUUUUAUUUAUGAUUCAUCUACUGGUGGCCAUUGUGUCCGCCAUUUUAAUUUAUGGUGUAACUAAAUCUAAAGCUUCCUAUUUGAUGCCAUUUUUUGGUAUACAAUUGUACCAUUUUCUUUUCUCCCUGCCAUCAUCUCUAUCUCAGCUUAAUGUUUCUGCAAAUCAAUACAGAAAUCACUAUGGUUCAAAUACAGUAACUAGUCCAUCAGAUGUUCGUUCAAUCUUACGAGCUGAUGCAACUCAUACAUUUUCAGUGUUGGCAACACUUAUCGAUUUCCUUUGUGACAUAUGCUUCAUCUGUAUUAUAUGGAAAUGCUAUCGAUAUUUAAAAAUGAAAGAGAUCCAAGCAUCUUUAACUCUACCAUAUAACAUUGACCUUGAGAUCGUGGUACCAUCAGAAGUAGUCAGUACAACCAAUAUAACUCCCCCCGACUACGAGACAGCAAUUAAAGACAGUCCGCCCCCUGAUUACGAGUCCGCCGUUAAAUUACAAACCACUAGUGUGACACCUUCGAUAUACACAAUUGACAACAAUUAGCAAAUAAAAAUCAUGAAUUAAAUUAUGAUGAUGAUGAUGAUGACAAAGUUUUCACUGUUAAUCUCAUUGAAAUGAAGACUGAAAACUAAAUUAAUCCCAAUUAUUGAUUAUGUGAAACAAUUGACAUUUUAAAAAGUUAUCAAUGAUUAGUAACUGUUUUGAUUGUUAGUCUGAUGUUUAUAUCUUUCAUUUAAAUUGUUUCUUGAUUACUUUGGGUAAAUCUUUCAAUGAGGUAAACAAAAAAGUAAUCAAUUAAAUUGUUAACUGAGAACAGGUUUCCUUUGUUAAUUGUUGUUUAAUCAUCAACUUUACUUGUAUCAUAUUUAACUUUUAAUUUAUUAUAAUAAUGAUAUCCUUGAA